Messenger RNA from Labeo rohita (rohu), 2300 nucleotides. RefSeq names its product biphenyl hydrolase like (gene bphl). NCBI's taxonomy places the organism in Eukaryota, Metazoa, Chordata, Actinopteri, Cypriniformes, Cyprinidae. Bases 83 to 952 code for a protein of 289 amino acids. The record is from RefSeq and is a predicted model, not a curated record. The transcript has 7 exons.
ACGUGCCGAUUGACACACACUUGCAUUUUCGCCAUAAACUGUUUCAUCUGAUACGGGUGUUUAUAGUUCAGUUUCUGCUCAUAUGGCGACACUCAUUUCCAGUCGAGCUGGGCUCUGCCUGUCCAGUGUCUUCAGAACCGCCAAACACGGACGAUUCUACGGCGCGUGUGUCUCCGAUAAAAUGUCAGUGAAUGGAGUGAAUGUGCACUAUCAGACAACUGGAGAAGGAAAUCACACUGUGCUGCUGCUGCCUGGAGCUUUAGGAUGUGCUCAGACUGAUUUUGCUCCUCAGUUGGAGAAGCUGGAUAAGCAGCGUUUCACGCUGGUGGCGUUUGACCCGCGGGGUUACGGGCGCUCACGUCCUCCAGACAGAGACUUUCCCCCUGAUUUCUUCCACAGAGACGCUAAAGAUGCAGUGGAUUUAAUGCAAGCUCUGGGUUUCAGGCGUUUUUCUCUGUUAGGCUGGAGUGACGGCGGCAUCACGGCUCUAAUUGCGGCCGCGUUAAACCCAGCGCUCGUUCAGAAGAUGGUGGUUUGGGGCUCCAACGCUUACGUCUCUCAAGAAGAUGUUCAGAUCUACCAGUCGAUCCGUGACGUGUCGUUAUGGAGCGAGCGAAUGCGCCGGCCGAUGGAGGAGGUGUACGGCGCUCAGUACUUUCGUGAGACGUGGGAGAAAUGGGUGGACGGGAUCAGCCGCUUCACACACAACCCGCAGGGUAGCAUAUGUAGGGAAGUGCUGCCGUUGAUCUCCUGUCCCACACUGAUCAUCCACGGGGCCAAAGAUCCCAUGGUGCCUUCAUUUCACCCAGAAUACCUGCUGCAGAACAUCAAGGGCUCGAGGCUGCACGUGAUGACGGAGGGGAAGCACAAUUUGCAUCUGCGAUAUUCCAGCGAGUUCAACACACUGGUGCAGGAGUUUCUGACCCAACCAUCAACAUCUUCAGCGCUCUGAUGUCCAGUUAUUAGAAUAAACAAAGACAUUACUCUGUUUGUUUCAACGAAAGAAAACCACUGACCGUUAUAACACGAUUUGAGCCAUUUAAUCACCUGUAUGCUUUCAUUUUAAAUGCAUGAUCUAUGGUUUUUAUAUAUAUAUAUAUAUAUAUAUGUAUAUGCACAAGCACAGUAAAAAAAAUAUUGAUAUAAACUACCAGCAAAAGUUUUUGAACAGUGAGAUUUUUAAUGUUUUUUAAUGAAGUCUCUUCUGCUCACCAAGCCUGCAUUUAUUUGAUGCAAAAUACAGCAAAAACAGUAAAAUGUUGAAAUAUUUUUAUUAUUUAGAAAAACUGAUUUCUAUUUGAAUAUAUUUAAAAUGUAAUUUAUUCCUGUGAUUUCAAAGCUGAAUUUUCAGCAUCAUUGCUCCAGUCUUCAUUGUCACAUGAUCCUUCAGAAAUCAUUCUAAUAUUCUGAUUUGCCGCUCAAAAAACAUUCAUUAGUAUUAUUAUUAUAUAAAAAACAAUUUUCUUGAUGAAAAGAAAGUUCAGAAGAACAGCAUUUAUCUGAAAUAGAAAUCUUUUGUAAUAUUAUAAAUGUCUUUAUCAUCAUUUUUUUAUCAAUUUAAAGCAUCCUUGCUAAGUGUUAAUUUCUAUAAUUUCUGAAGGAUUGUGUGACACUGAAAAAUGGAGUAAUGAUGCUGAAAAUUCAGCUUUGAAAUCACAGGAAUAAAUUACAUAUUAAAAUAUAUUCAAAUAGAAAGCAGUUAUUUUAAAUAGUAUUUUUUUUUUUUUUAAUUUACUGUUUUUGCUGUAUUUUGGAUCAAAUAAAUGCAGGCUGAAGAGCAGAUGAGCAGAAGAGACUUCUUUAAAAAACAUUAAAAAUCUUGCUGUGCAAAAAACUUUUGACUGGUAGUUUACAAAAUAUAUAAAUUGAUUAAAAAAAAUAAAAUAUUAAUAUAUGAUAUAGUUUCCAAAUGUAUUUUUACACACAUAAAAAUAAAAAAUAAACACACACACACACACACACACACACACACACAUAUAUAUAUAUAUAUAAUAAUGCAUAUGAAAAAUUAUGUAAAGUAUAUUAAUAUAUAGUUUCUAAAUGUGUUUAGACUAUUUUACCAUAACAGAUUACAUAAUUUACUUUGAUAGUAUUUUAUUUUAAUAUUACUAGAGUCAAAAUCCUUCUAAAAAGUUGACUUUUAUUUUGAAGUAUCUUGGUAGGCUAUAUGAAUUUGUUCAUUAUCACAAAUGAUGAUUGAGAGCAAGAUUCUGGUUUAAUUUUCAAACAUAAAUCAUGAUCAUAUUACUGCACAGUGUUUGUUAUAUAGCGUUCGAGUAAUAUGGACUACUUUUAUAAUA